Trichogramma pretiosum is the source of this 2034-nucleotide messenger RNA. RefSeq names its product venom carboxylesterase-6-like. The record is from RefSeq and is a predicted model, not a curated record. Bases 117 to 1811 code for a protein of 564 amino acids. The transcript has 7 exons. Lineage: Eukaryota; Metazoa; Arthropoda; Insecta; Hymenoptera; Trichogrammatidae.
GCCAUUCUCGAUUUAUUUACAAGCGAGCGCACAUUUGUCGCUCCGCUGCUGGACGAGCGAAUCGCGCGGACGCGGUAAUUCGAUCUCGUUCGAUUAAUGCCAUUCGGAACGUCACGAUGUUCAGAUCGGCCAGUGCUGUUGUUGCCGUUUUAAUUUUCAUAUUUUUAUCGGUGCGAGCUGAUAGCGACAAUGCACCAAUCGUCGAAACACCUCUAGGCAGUGUCAAAGGGUACAGAAAAAUUUCACAAAACGGACGCUCCUACUCGGCGUUCGAAGGACUCCCUUACGCUUUGCCUCCAAUUGGAAAACUUCGCUUUGAGCCACCGCAAUCGGUGAAAAAAUGGCCUGGAAUUUUACUGGCGACGAGCAAGUCCCACCCGUGCCUCCAGUAUAACCAUAUACCGGCGCGCAUGGAGGAUAGCCCGAUCGCAGGCUCGGAGGACUGUCUUUAUCUGAAUGUCUACGUGCCGCAAGUCGAGCGAGCCGGCCCCUUGCCCGUGGUCGUCUACAUACAUGGCGGCGCUUUCCAAAUGGGCUCGGGAAAUUUGUACGGGGCCAAGUACAUCAUGGACAAAAAUGUCAUCUUCGUGACGUUGAAUUAUCGCUUGGGACCUCUCGGUUUCUUGAGCACCGAAGACGGCGUGGUUCCCGGUAACAUGGGUCUGAAGGAUCAAAGCAUGGCCCUGCGCUGGGUCCACGACAACAUCAAGCACUUUGGCGGCGAUCCCAAAAAAGUAACCAUCAUAGGUCAGAGCGCAGGAGGCGCGAGCGUUCAUUAUCACUACUUGUCGCCCCUUAGUUCCGGCCUCUUUCACGCAGGCAUAUCGAUAAGCGGCACUGCUCUAUUGUGCUGGGCCCAGGCGGAAGCCGCUCAAGAGAAAGCCCGAAAGCUGUCAGAUUUGAUGGGUUGCCCGACAGGUGACAAUGCCAAAAUGAUCGAUUGUUUGAAGAGCAGACCUGGCAACGCGAUUGUGCAAGCUGUCAAAGAAUUCAUGCCGUGGCUGUACAAUCCUUACACGCCGUUCGGACCAGUGGUGGAAAAGGUAGGAAACAAGCCUUUUAUCAAUCAACCACCUGUGGAGCUGCUCGCGAGCGGACACGUGCAAGACGUGCCGUGGAUAACAAGCGUCACCAGCGAGGAGGGGCUCUAUCCAGUUGCCGAUUUCGCUGCCAGCGAGCAACUUCUGCAGGAGCUGGAUGAAAAAUGGGAAAAGCUGGCACCGCACUUGCUCGACUUUAAUUACACAAUUAGCCCGGAUAUUCACGGACAAAUUUCACAAAAAAUCAGAAGACAUUACCUGGGAAAUAACCCCAUUAACAGGGAUAACGUGGGUUCAAUCACGCAAAUGGUCGGCGACAGGCUGUUCGUGGUGGACGGCGAGAAAGCCGCGCGGAUGCAGGCCAGAGUUAAUAAGAGCCCGGUGCACUUUUAUUACUACACCUACAGAGCCUCGGCGAGUCUCAGCGAUCUGUUUACUGGAACUACCGAGGACUUGGGUGUCAGUCAUGCCGAUGAUGCAUUUUUAUUCGUCGAAAAUCCUUUUAUGAAGCCAACAACUGAAGACGAUUUGGCGAUGAAAGACGAUUUGUUGCAUGUAUUAGAAUCUUAUGCUUCAAAUGGGUCAAGUGGAUUAGUUUCUCACUGGAAUCCUGUCCGUCCUUCAGACGAAGAUUUCCACUUCUUACAUAUUAAAGGACCAUCAAAUUUCGAUAUGGAUAGUAAGAAAAAUUUUGGUGAAAAAUUAUUUUGGAAAUCUAUUCAUUUUGAAGAAAACGCUCUUGAUUCUGCAAAAAACAGAGAUGAAUUAUAAUUGUAUCUAAUCAAAAGGGUAAAAAAUAUUUUAUAAAAUAUUAUUCAAAAUGUAUUUACUGAUCGAUAACGUUUAUUUAAUUACUAAUGGUUAUUUUUAGCUUGAAUUAUUAAAAAAAAAAUAAAUAAAAUUCAUUAUGCAAUAGGAAAAAUUGUCUCAAUUAUAGUUUUCAUCACUGUUUAUCAUUGUUUAAUUUUAUCAUUAAAUUUUAAUGUUUAAAAAA